Molecule: messenger RNA, 861 nt
Organism: Zea mays
Lineage: Eukaryota; Viridiplantae; Streptophyta; Magnoliopsida; Poales; Poaceae
Product: P-loop containing nucleoside triphosphate hydrolase superfamily protein
Exons: 3
Coding region: 455-709 (84 amino acids)
Biological process (GO): endonucleolytic cleavage of tricistronic rRNA transcript (SSU-rRNA, 5.8S rRNA, LSU-rRNA); ribosome biogenesis; maturation of SSU-rRNA from tricistronic rRNA transcript (SSU-rRNA, 5.8S rRNA, LSU-rRNA)
Cellular component (GO): preribosome, small subunit precursor
Molecular function (GO): GTPase activity; U3 snoRNA binding; GTP binding
Source: RefSeq, marked validated
ACCUGUUUCGUCCCUCACCUCUGCCCCCAAAUCCGAGCCACCACUGCCUGCCGCUCUUCGUCGUCCUCCGGACGCCCAUGCUGUCGCCCUCUCCCCAACACCGUCGUCCUACCCCGCUGGAGAUCCCAGCCGUGGUCCAUGGAGGACGUGCGGCGCGACGAGGAGGUCCUGCAGCGGGCCAAUGUUGUCGUGCGCGGGGACGAGGUGACGGCGGCGUUCUACGCGCAUUGGUGAUGGCUUCUCCACCGUGUUCCGCACGCACUUCUACUGCGCCGUCCGCGGGGAGCUCCGCACCGAUGCCAAGGUGGCCGGCUUCGACGGGAUCGUAAUCUCCAGGAGCUAUGCUGCCUCCACGCCACCGUCAAGCGCAUCCUCGGCAUCUGCUUCGGCCACCAGCAUAAGAAACACGACUCUUACGAAGCUCCUAUCAAAUCUAAGGAGCCUUUGAUUUUCAAUGUUGGAUUCCGGCAAUUUACGGCCAUUGUUUUCAUCCGACAACAUCAACUGCAAUAAACAUAAGAUGGAGAGAUUUCUGCACCAUGGCUGGUUUUCCGUUGCCUCUGUAUAUGCUUCAAUUUCCUUCCUUCCACUUCCUCUAAUAGUUUUGAAGAACAGAGAUGGCGAGCAAUCUACCAUUGCAGCUGUAGGUUCGCUAAAAAGUGUGGAUCCAAAUCGGAUCAUUCUAAAGAAAAUUGUUCUGACUAGGUAAGCUUGGGUGCAUCUAUCUUCACAAGGAAAUUUUAGUUAUGCAGAAUUGUGUUGUUCGUUAAGAUGAAAACCAACUCGAGUUGGUUUCAUCAAGAUAUUUUUGUUAUUUGUGAGCUUCAAUGUAUUCAUUUAUUGAUUUAGGAAACAACCAAA